AGCCCGCCCCUCGCACCGCCCCAGCGGCGGCGGGCGGCCGUUAGCCCCUGCCGCGGCCCGUGGCCCGCCAGGCCGUUACGGUGCCUGCCCGCCGCCUGCGACGCUCUAGAACUCAGUGCUCAGCCGCUCGCUUGCACCUGCUGAGGCUUCGCGUCCUGGCAGCCCGCCUCUUUCCUGUCUCCCGGUGGCCGUCGGCGGGAGGCAGCGGCGGCACCGAGCCCGGCCCCGUUCGGCGGCAGUGCGAGAGCGGGCGUCCCUCGCCAUGACUGAGCUGCAGCAGGAGAAGGCAGAAUGGGAAAACUUGAACAAGAUACUACUGCGUCGUGGGUUGAAACCAGUGAGUCUUGCUGCCCCCCAAAGCUGCCGGAGUGUGUCAGAUAUGAUUGUUUUAGACGGUCAGUCUUCUCUAGGAAUAAGACUUGCUUUAAAAACGCUGGUGGAAGAAACUGACCGACAGCAGAAAAUCAUACAUCAGCUCCUGGAGGCUAAUCGUUGUCUUAGAGAUGAUAUACGACAGGAGCGAGGUCGAGCAGCUAGACAAGAGCAACGAGCUAAUGAUUUGGAAAAUGUGGUAAAGAACAUCAAGUCCAAAAUUUGUCAGCUGGAGGACGAAACAAUAGCUAAAGCUUGCCAGCAACAGAACCAAGUCAAAGAACUUCAAAAAGAUCAACAGGUUUCACAGGCAAAGUAUCAACAGCAGCAGGAAAAGCUGCGAGAACAAGAAGAGAUGAUUGCUCAUUUGCAGAAGGAGCUGUGCAGAGUUGGGAUGGAGGAGCAACAGCGCAUUGCCACUCAAAACAAAAUGUUCUGUCGGCUAUGCAAAAGAGCUCCCAAGUCUCUUCUAGACCAGCAGUUCCUUUGUCUAAUCGAUUAUUAUGAAUCUCAAAUUAGUCAAAUGAAAAAAGAACUAAGGCAAUAUAAAAAAGAUCAAGACCAGGUACAGAGAGAAGUAAAAAACAAGGAGGAAUUGUUAAAUCUGGAUGCUACUCCUAAUUAUAGAGCACUGCUCACGUCUUUCCAGAAACAACUUAUUGAAACAAAAGCCAGGAAUGAGCAGCUUUUGCUUGAAAAUGUAAAUCUCAAGAAAGAUUUGGAAAUAAGACCAACUGCACAGGAAUUAAAACUUUACAAGCACCAAGUGAAGAAACUAGAGAAAACUUUAAAGACGACUAUUCAAUCUUCUGGGAGUAGCACCAGAGAAAGAACAGAAGAAAAGAAAGAACCUGAGAGUAUCACAGGAGUGGCUCAGCUGCAGGCAGUUUGCCAGCAAUACUUACAGGUUUUGUCCCAUAUCGAUUCUGUUCUGCGAAGUCCAAGAGCUCCUCCAUUGAUAUACAGGCGCAGCAAAGGGCCAGUGCAAAGCUGCCUUAAAGGAAAUGGACAGGAAUGUGGUUUUGAGCACCUUCCACUUGCUAUAGAAAUGUGGGCAGAUCAGUUGAUGGCCCUAAAGGAUUUGCAUAAGUCCUUGAAAAAACUCUCUCUGGAAUUGCUGCCCUGGCACGCCACAGAUCCACAGGAUAACAGGGAAUCCAUACGAGUUGAAGACCUUCAGUUCAUAGUGGAUGCAAUUUUGGAAGAAAUAGAAAAUAAGGAAAAGAACAGCCAGAAACCAUCCUUACCAACCCUAUCUGCAAUAGUCUCUCACUUCCAGAAGCUGUUUGAUGUGAACUCUCUGAAUGGUGUUUAUCCACGAAUGAAUGAGGUUUACACAAAGCUUGGGGAGAUGACCAAUGCUAUGAGAAAUCUCCAUGAGCUCCUAGAACUAGACAGUUCAGCUCCACCCACUGUGGUAGUGGAUACUGUUGGGAAACUGUGUGACAUAAUUAACAAGAAGGUGACCAAGCAGGUACAGCAGCUUCUGGGGACCCAAGACAUCUGCAGAAUAAUCAACAAGCUAGAAGAACAUGAGUGCUUCUUUCCACCAUUUCAAGCUCUCAUUCAAGAUUUACUCUGUCUUCUGGAGAUCCAUAACCUGGAUGAUAUUUUACCUACUGUGAAAAAUCUGAAAUUGGCAGCUAGUUAGGAGUUAGCAAGACUUGUUUUGCCUGUGAACAUACCUCUUGAUGCACAUGACAUGACAGCUGCCUCCAACCUUUUUUUGACAUAAAAGCUGCUGCAUUUUUUCGUUUUUCUUAAUUGCUGUUUCAUGGCCAGUUUAAGAAAAACUUACUAUAACCACUACAAGCUGGUCUGCUUACUUCCAGGGAGCAAACCAGCACUCUGUGUCCAUCUAGGAAGCUGAAGCCAACACAAAGGUGGACACACUGUAACAACAAAGCAUUCUGAAAGUUUCUGACACAGUAAGUACAAGCUAAAGGUGUUCUAAUUGCCUUAGCCACAACACUUUUCUCAUUUGCUAAUCUUGGUCUUCUGAAGAACCUAUUUUAGAAUGUUUACACUUUCAGAUCAGUUUGGGACACAAGUAAAUGGUUACUCUGUGAGUGCUCUGCCUAGGUCUGAGGCAGUCUAACAUACUCUAGGCCACUUUCAGGUGGUGGUAACUUAGGGGUUUCUGUCUAGCAGAAAUGUCAAGUUACGGUGUUCAUCUUUCAAAACUCAGGUUUAGAAAUGCAUAGAUCAAUUUUUGUUAUGCAAGACAGAAUUUUAUUGUACAGAAACAAGUACACCAAGCUUCCAAAAAUAUUUUGGUAUAUUUUGCUGUAAUGUUAAUAAAGCUCAGUUUACAAAACUC
This is a messenger RNA of Pogoniulus pusillus (Red-fronted tinkerbird), 2692 nucleotides long. It is a transcript of the gene CEP70, whose product is annotated as centrosomal protein 70. Lineage: Eukaryota; Metazoa; Chordata; Aves; Piciformes; Lybiidae. Gene Ontology annotation, cellular component: centrosome. Gene Ontology annotation, biological process: cilium assembly; regulation of microtubule cytoskeleton organization. Bases 263 to 2023 code for a protein of 586 amino acids. Gene Ontology annotation, molecular function: gamma-tubulin binding. The transcript has 16 exons. The record is from RefSeq and is a predicted model, not a curated record.